UACUUCACCCUCGUCGGAAUCCUAUUUGUGUUGGAGAUUGCUGGCGGAGUGUACCUCGUCAUCAACAAGGACAAUAUCCGAAACAACCUGGCAAAUGUGUGGCGAACGGAGCUGGUCGCCAACUAUCAAUCCAACAGUGUUAUUCGAGAUACGCUCGAUAAUAUUCAAAGACAGAUGAGCUGCUGUGGAGCUACGGGAUGCUCCGAUUACCAAUCGAUUCCACAAUCGUGCACUACUUGCUUUUCCGGCAAUAAUUAUGCGGUGCGAGGCUGCGCCUACGCCCUUUUCGAUACCUUCACGUCGAAUAUGGUCAUCGUUCUCGUUAUUGCCAUUGCGAUUUUGGUUGUGGAGUUCAUCGCCCUCGUCUUUGCCUGUUGCACGUGCUGCGCGGUCAAGAGCAAGCGGAACACGAUU
Molecule: messenger RNA, 414 nt
Organism: Mesorhabditis spiculigera
Lineage: Eukaryota; Metazoa; Nematoda; Chromadorea; Rhabditida; Rhabditidae
Source: the annotation of a GenBank genome assembly